AUGAGGCUCUUCGAACCCUUCAUAGAACUAGGUGCUUCCUCCGACCGCUCCUCCUCCGAACUCGACCAUAUCACCACCACUACCUCGAAUCGCAAAGCCUCCCAUGCCACUGCAAGCACGACAACCCCGUUCCCCACACAACGGCAGCCCUCGUUUCUCUACUCACGCCGCGAGUCCCUCACGGCCGCCGAGCGGGCACGCAGAAAUCUCAAUGCCAAACUCGCCAAUCCGCUCGCCGGUCUCAGCCAUGCUACUCUGAUGAAGCGCGGCGGCCGCUAUGCGCGUCAGCACCACAUUGGCGACGAAGAGGAUAUCCGCGCUUUUGAGCUGGGUGCUGUUCUGGCGCAGGCGCCAGAGAAGUACGAGGAUGUCGAGGGCUUGACGGAGAAAGAGUUGAAGGUGCUUAGGGAAGAAUUCACGAAUCGAUGGUCGCAGCCGCGACUCAUGUAUUUGGUUAUUGUUCUCUGCUCGCUCAGUGCGGCAGUCCAGGGAAUGGACGAAUCCGUCGUGAAUGGCGCACAGAUAUUCUACAAAUCACAAUUCGGCAUCGGCGGCCUCGAUUCACGGUCUACAUGGCUGGUCGGCCUGGUCAACUCGGCACCCUACCUCUGUUGCGCUUUCAUCGGCUGCUGGCUCACCGUGCCCUUUAACCACUGGUUUGGUCGCCGUGGGACAGUAUUCAUCACCUGCGUUUUCUCCGCGAUUGCGUGCUUCUGGCAGGGCUUUGUGAACUCAUGGUGGCAUCUGUUCAUCAGCCGUUUUGCCCUGGGCUUCGGCAUUGGCCCCAAGUCUGCCACCGUGCCCAUUUACGCGGCCGAGACCACCCCGCCGGCCAUCCGUGGUGCCCUGGUGAUGCAAUGGCAGAUGUGGACUGCUUUCGGCAUCAUGCUCGGCUACAUGUCUGAUCUGGUCUUUUUCAAUGUGCCUGAUACGCCCAACGUCACGGGCCUGGGGUGGCGGUUGAUGCUGGGCUCCGCCAUGUUCCCUGCCGUGCUGGUGUGCACCUUUGUAUUCAUUUGCCCCGAAUCCCCACGGUGGUAUAUGAGCAAGGGCAGCCACUACAAGGCAUACCGCUCCAUGUGUCGCUUGCGUUUUAUCAAAGUGCAAGCCGCCCGCGACCUAUUUUACAUGCACACCUUGCUCGAGGCGGAGGCGGCGAUGAAAUUGGGCCAGGCAAAAAUCCUCGAACUCAUAACCGUCCCUCGCAACAGACGCGCACUUAUCGCAUCGGAAAUUGUCAUGUUUAUGCAACAGUUCUGUGGUGUAAACGUCAUAGCCUACUACUCUUCCGAAAUUUUCCUGGACGCUGGCUUCUCCCAGAAGGCUGCGUUAGCGGCUUCCUUCGGCUUCGGCGUGAUCAACUGGCUCUUCGCCAUCCCCGCCAUCUACACGAUUGACACCUUCGGCCGCCGCAACCUUCUCCUCGUCACCUUCCCUCUCAUGGGCAUCUUCCAGCUGCUUACGGGCUUCUCGUUCUGGAUCCCCACCGACGGCUCCGCCACCAUGCGCAGGGCCCACACCGGCUGCGUUGCGCUGGGUAUCUACUUGUUCGGCAUCGCCUACUCGCCCGGCGAAGGCCCCGUGCCCUUCACGUAUUCCGCCGAGGCAUACCCGCUCUACGUGCGUUCGUAUGGCAUGGCGCUGGCGACGGCAACGACGUGGUUUUUCAACUUCAUGCUGGCGAUCACGUGGCCCAGUUUGAAGAAUUCGUUCAAACCACAGGGCGCGUUUGGCUGGUAUGCUGGGUGGAAUAUGGUGGGGUUUGUGCUUGUCUUGUUGUUCAUGCCGGAGACCAAGGGGAAGACCCUUGAGGAGCUGGACCAGGUGUUCUCCGUGCCGACGAUGAUGCAUGCAAAGUAUGGCGCCGGAGAGCUGGUUUAUUAUUUCCGGAGGUAUGUGCUGCGGCAGAAGGAGUUGAAGAAGGUGGUGCUUUACGAGAGAGACGGGGACGGGGAGGGGAGGAGGAGGAUGAGGGAUGGAAGCGAAAGUGAGAGCUCGGGUGCUGAUGCUGCGAUCAAUCUUGAUUUCAAUGGGGUAACCCAGGAGUUGAGCGAUGACGGGAGGUUGGAGAAUGGAUGA
Molecule: messenger RNA, 2079 nt
Organism: Histoplasma capsulatum G186AR
Lineage: Eukaryota; Fungi; Ascomycota; Eurotiomycetes; Onygenales; Ajellomycetaceae
Product: arabinose-proton symporter
Exons: 3
Coding region: 1-2079 (692 amino acids)
Biological process (GO): transmembrane transport
Cellular component (GO): membrane
Molecular function (GO): myo-inositol:proton symporter activity
Source: RefSeq, a predicted model, not a curated record